This is a messenger RNA of Cavia porcellus (domestic guinea pig), 2761 nucleotides long. It is a transcript of the gene Rnf4, whose product is annotated as ring finger protein 4. Bases 337 to 909 code for a protein of 190 amino acids. NCBI's taxonomy places the organism in Eukaryota, Metazoa, Chordata, Mammalia, Rodentia, Caviidae. The record is from RefSeq and is a predicted model, not a curated record. The transcript has 8 exons. Gene Ontology annotation, molecular function: transcription factor binding; zinc ion binding. Gene Ontology annotation, cellular component: PML body. Gene Ontology annotation, biological process: positive regulation of transcription by RNA polymerase II.
UCCUAUAGGAUUGAACAUAUGCCUCCUUAAUCUGGGGACCACGAGUGUAGGGGCGGAAGCAGCCAAUGGAAACCCAGGAGGGGCGACGCAGACGCCUGCAGAGCGGAAGUGGGUUGCUUUGAGACGGCGGAGUCUUGCUUGAGCGGGUAUCUCCUCGGCCACUCGCGAAGGGGUUUUCUCGCUCUAGCAGGUUGGUGAAGGUAGCCAGGUCUUCAAGAUACUGGAAACCUGCCUGGCUCCAAUUCUUUGUAAGCUGGAAGGUAGUAACCAGUGGGCAUGAGAGGCUGAGAACAUUCAGCUUUGCUGCAAACCUUGGUACAGGUUGGAGUCAGCACAAUGAGUACAAGAAAGCGUCGUGGUGGAACAGUAAGUUCUAGACAAGCCCAGAAGCGAACUCGGGAAACAGGCUCGAUUCCCGAGAUUGCCAUGGAUCCAGAACCCAUAGAACUUGAGGAAACAGCUGGAGAUGAAAUUGUGGACCUCACAUGUGAAUCAUUAGAGCCUGUGGUCGUCGACCUGACUCACAAUGACUCUGUUGUGAUCGUUGAAGAGAGAAGGCGGCCACGGAGGACCGUGAGGAGCCAGCGCCAGGACCACACUGACAGCUGCGUGGUGAGCAGUGAUGAUGAGGAGCUGUCCAGGGACAGGGAUGUGUAUGUCACCACCCAUGCCCCCCGAAGUGCCAGGGAUGAGAGCACCACAAGAUUGAGGCCCUCUGGCACCGUUAGCUGUCCCAUCUGCAUGGAUGGAUACUCGGAGAUCGUGCAGAAUGGACGUCUCAUUGUCUCUACAGAGUGUGGCCAUGUCUUCUGUAGCCAGUGCCUCCGAGACUCCCUGAAGAAUGCUAACACUUGCCCGACUUGUAGGAAGAAGAUCAGCCACAAACGGUACCACCCCAUUUAUAUAUGAAGAGCUCCAGGUCUCCCCGGAGAGCCAGAUGGACAGCCAGCUAGCCAGCCUGGCUGGGCUUUCUGCAUGCUCUCUGCCUCCAGUUUCCUGGACGCAACAAGACUGUUUCAAAGCCAACGUCUGACAUGUAAACUGCUCCUUCUUUCCCCAUCCUCUUAGAUCCUUUUGUUACCCAACUUCGAUGCUAUGGAGCUGCACCCAAAGGUGCUCCAGCCCUGGCUCCUCACCUCUGCUCCCCUCAGUAUCCUGGCCCCAAAGCAGGAGAAAGGGAGUGAGGCACAGUGGAGCUGAAGCCUGGGCUCGCGCCUUUGCAGAGUCUGCUCAUGUGCCAAGAAGUUUCCUUGUUGGAAGAUGUGUCUAGUGCUUGAGCCAGACCUGGCCUGCUUGGCCCAAGAAUCCCAGAGCAGGGGCAGCCCCUAGGCUUGCCUUCCCUCAGGGGUGGAGGCGACCUGCGACUCUGCCUGUAUCUUUACCAUGGAUGCGUAAUGUUCUCUGCAAAUCUCGGGGACCUCUGCAGGGCAAUCCCUGUUUCCUAAGAACGAAAAGUGCAAUAAAGCCCAUUCUCACCCAUGUCUCAGUAGUCGGGAGGCAGCACUGCCACCUCACAGUCCUUGAGCCGUCUGCGGAGUGGUGCCCAUCUGCCCAUCUCCGCGCUCCAGCCCUUCUCAGGAACCUAUCCAUGCUCCAGAGUUUCCCACCUGGCACAGGACACACAAACUGGGGAGCAGGUUUGCAUCUGGUGUCCCUUCUCUGGUGAGAGCCGUCCUGCACUGGCCAAGUACCCUCUGGCCCUCUGUGCCCACUGCCUGGUGUCUACCUUGGUAGAUGCGGGGGGUGGUGGCGGCAGCAAUUGUGGCCUUAUAGCCGCUCAUUUCCACUUCUACCCAAGUCCCUGUCUCCACUUAGGAGAUGCCAGCCUGGCUGACCUGGCUUGGCACUGGCUUUUACCCCCUCCCACUGGGUGACAUUUCCAAAGCUGCUUUUCACCUGCUCUGUGGGUUUUGAUUGGCAUACUUGGUGGCUGUCCAUCCCCACAGAGUCCAGCUAACAGCCUCUGCUCAACCCACAAGUAUGUGGUACCUCAGGGCCACUAAAGGGCCCGAACUAGCUGCGAGGGCACCAGGACCAGGGGCAGUGGAGAAUGGUCCCGCAGGCCAGCCUGCCCGUCUCCACCUCCGUCCUCAGAGCUUCAAGGCAAGCCAGUAGCUGUUGGCAUGACACCUUUGAGGUGGAGCGGGGCCACUCUGGCUUCGCUAGCAAUAACCAACCUUCAAGUCCCCUUCUGAAGGAGCAGGGACUCAGCACAGAAUUCACUUUACUUGGGGCUGAAGGAACAUCUCUCCCCUCUAAGCAGAAAGUGGUUUAUGCGUCAUUCUUUUUAUUUUUAUUUUUUUUAAUUGUUUGGCUUCGUAAUAAUUUUCUCCAUGAAGCAGGAGAGGGCCCAGCCCCCAUUGUGGUGGUGGACCUGCCCUACACUGGGUCAUCGCAGCCACUGAAUCUGUCUUCUUGGCUGUCAGUGAGAUGCUCAUGUUCCCCUCUGAUGCUGCCCAGAGGGAAGGCCAGGCAGCCUUCCAGCCGGUGACCAGUAAGUACAGUGACUUGCGGUUCAGAUUGUUUCAUUUUAGCACACAGGGUUGAUCAUAAAUUGUAUUCAUCCUAAAUUGAAUUGGGAAAACUUAUUAGUUUCUACUCAUCAAAAACUGCAAACUAGAAAAGGUGGUGUGAAAAAAAUCCCUUUCCUCAAUGUACAUAGUUCACUUCUUUCUUGUUACAUUUAAACUGUAUCCAUGGACAUCAGUCUGUUUUGAACUCCCGCUAGUGUUAAAGAUGAAAAUAAAACCAUUAAUUUGAA